Cinclus cinclus is the source of this 1407-nucleotide messenger RNA. Its product is annotated as hepatocyte nuclear factor 4-beta-like. Gene Ontology annotation, molecular function: RNA polymerase II cis-regulatory region sequence-specific DNA binding; nuclear receptor activity; zinc ion binding. Gene Ontology annotation, biological process: positive regulation of transcription by RNA polymerase II; cell differentiation; anatomical structure development. Lineage: Eukaryota; Metazoa; Chordata; Aves; Passeriformes; Cinclidae. The record is from RefSeq and is a predicted model, not a curated record. The transcript is spliced from 11 exons. Bases 1 to 1407 code for a protein of 468 amino acids. Gene Ontology annotation, cellular component: nucleus.
AUGAAGCUUUGUCAGUCCAUCAUGGACAUGGAUAUGCCAGAUUAUGUCGACUCCUUGGACUCCUCUUAUACCAUGCUGGAAUUCGACAACCUCCGCGUGCUACCCCAUAACACAGAGGAGUUUAAUUGUCCCUGUUCUCCGCCCGCAGAGGCCAUCGCGGCCGAGUCGGCAAACACCAACCUGCUCCCCAACGGAGUCAACUCCCUGUGCUCCAUCUGUGGGGACAGAGCCACUGGCAAGCACUACGGGGCCUCCAGCUGUGAUGGCUGCAAAGGUUUCUUCAGGAGGAGCGUCCGCAAGAACCACGUCUACUCCUGCAGGUUCAACCGACAGUGUGUGAUAGACAAAGACAAGAGGAAUCAGUGCAGGUACUGCAGGCUGAAGAAGUGCUUCAGAGCUGGCAUGAAGAAGGAAGCUGUGCAGAACGAGCGUGACAGGAUCAGCAUCCGCAGAAGCAGCUAUGAGGACAAUGGCUCUCUCUCCAUCAACAUCCUCACACAGGCUGAGGCCAUGGCACAGCAGUAUUUAUCCCUGAGCCCCGUGCACAGCACAGACAUUUCCAUGAAGAAGAUUGCCACCAUCAAUGAUGUGUGUGAAUCCAUGAAACAGCAGCUCCUGGUGCUGGUGGAAUGGGCAAAAUACAUCCCAGCCUUUUGUGAGCUCCCCCUCGACGACCAGGUUGCUUUGCUCAGAGCCCACGCAGGGGAACAUCUGCUCCUCGGGGUAGCCAAGAGGUCCAUACCAUACACUGAUUUCCUGCUACUAGGGAAUGAUUUCAUCAUCCCAAUGCACUGCCCAGAACUGGAAAUCGCUCGUGUGGCCACCAGGAUUUUGGACGAGUUGGUGAAGCCCUUGCGGGACAUCCAGAUCGACGACAAUGAGUACGCCUGCCUGAAAGCCAUCAUCUUCUUUGACCCAGACUGCAAAGGCCUGAGUGAGCCCGGCAAGGUGAAGAACAUGCGCUUCCAGGUGCAGGUGAACCUGGAGGAUUACAUCAAUGACCGCCAGUACGACUCGCGGGGCCGCUUCAGCGACAUCCUGCUGCUGCUGCCACCCCUGCAGAGCAUCACCUGGCAGAUGAUCGAGCAGGUGCAGUUUAUGAAGCUCUUUGGCGUGGCCAGGAUCGACAGCCUGCUGCAGGAGAUGCUGCUAGGAGGAGCCACUGCUGAUCUCCAGUACCAGUCAGCACCUCCCAACCUCAGCCUGGAUCCACUGCCAGGACACGUCCUGCAAAACAACAUGACCUCUGUGAUCCACACUGCUCCAGACCCAUCUCCUGAGACAUCCCUUCCAUCUCCUUCUGCCAGCACAGGCAGUGAAGACUAUAAACUAGGCUCUAGAGCAGGGCCCAGCACUGUAGUGCAGCUCCUGCCUCAGACAGUGAUGCCCAAGCAGGAGAUUUUAUAG